Molecule: messenger RNA, 1841 nt
Organism: Tachysurus vachellii
Lineage: Eukaryota; Metazoa; Chordata; Actinopteri; Siluriformes; Bagridae
Product: trace amine-associated receptor 13c-like
Exons: 1
Coding region: 855-1841 (328 amino acids)
Biological process (GO): G protein-coupled receptor signaling pathway
Cellular component (GO): membrane
Molecular function (GO): trace-amine receptor activity
Source: RefSeq, a predicted model, not a curated record
UUAAAAGACCACAGAAGAGUGUGUGUGAAAUUACAUGUAACACGAUUAACAUAAACCUCGACUUCAGGUCCUGUAAUCUGCAUGAAUUACUGCACUUUUAUAUCUGGACCAUACUGUGCAUUUUAAACUGUUUAUUUUUAUCAUGUUUAUUAUAUUAAUAUUUAGUAAAACAGUCAUUUUUUGUAUACAGGAGGCUGAGUUGGUCCAUCUGUGCAGAGUUGUAAGAGUCAUAAACAAACACCUUAGCAAAAUUCUAUUAUUUUUAAUGUAUUAUUAAAUAUUUCUUGGUGAAGUAUUGUUCACUUUUGUUUUUUAAACUUUACCCUAAUCACUCAUUUUGUGCUCCCAGCUGCUUGUGCACCUUACCUUAUAUGGAGUUUUGUGGGCAUCACUACAUGCAAAUGAGCUGUGUCAUGAGCGUGGUUUGCACAUUUAUGGUGAUCAUGCCAGUUUGUAAAAUUCAGCUUUUCGAAAACUAAAUCCGGCAGUAAAUCUUUCCAAAUGCAACAACAAAAGUUGCAUUCUUGCAAAGCUUUCUUUCUUUCUUUAUUUCGUUUUUUCUUUCUUUGUUAAUUUUCACUUCUCACUGCAAUGUAUUUUCUCAUAAAUUAGUAUUCUUUUUUAUGUAGGUAGGUGUUCUAAUCUUACUUAAUGCUCUGAAUGCUCUGUUUUCCCCAGGUAAUGUAAAAAUAAUGAUGUCAGUAAGAUGUAAAUUUGGUAUGGGGUUAUUUGCAGAGCAUAUAAAUAUGAGACACCAGUUGUAAUAAAACACUAAUGAAAGUGACACUAUUUGGUGCAGAGAAAUGUUUUUUUAUUAGGGUUUUUUGCUUGUUUAUGCUUGUGAUUUUAGAUCAAUGAACCUGACAGAGUUUAAUCAGUCUGAUGGCUGUGAUCAUUUCUCCUGUCCAGAGAGAUCUUUAUCUCCUGCAGUUUACAUCUUACUGUACGUGUGUUCAGCUGCUGUGGUUCUGCUAACAAUGUGUGGAAAUCUGCUUGUCAUCAUCUCUGUUCUUCACUUCAAGCAGCUUCACACACCAACCAACAUGCUGGUGCUCUCUCUGGCUGUGUCAGAUUUCUUGGUCGGACUUUUCGUGAUGCCAUUUCACUUCACGUGGCUGAUUGAGUCUUGCUGGAUGUUUGGACACAUUUUUUGCAUCUUGUUUAAUUUCAUGAGUUUUCAGCUCACGAGUGUGUCUGUGGGAAGCGUGGUUCUGAUUUCUCUCGAUCGUUACAUGGCUUUAAGCAAUCCUUUUCUGUACCUGAAGGAUAUCACGUCUAAAAUUGUUCACACUCUGAUAGUCUUGUCAUGGGUUUUUUCAUUUUUGUAUAACUUUGUGUUUUUUUAUGUGAAUGGAAACUUUACAGAUUUAUUUCUGUGUCCCGGUGAAUGUCUGGUCGGUACAUACAACGAAGUCGGCUCGGCAAUCGACCUCAUUUUCAUCGUCGUGAUUCCCUGUGGUUUGAUGCUUGUGUUGUACUUCCAGGUCUUUGUAAUUGCUAGGAGGCAUGCAAAUGCCAUACGAGAUCUCAAUCAAAACAAGAAAAACAUCUCCAAAAAUGUCUCAGAGGUCAUGAAAUCUGAAAGAAAGGCUGCUAAAGUGCUGGGCAUUCUGGUUUUUGUGUUUCUGGGAUGUUUGGUGCCGUAUUACAUCUGUACUUUAAUGAGCAAUACAGCGUCAUCGUACAUCGUGAUCAAUAAUAUUCUAAUUCUUUUUUAUCUGAAUUCAUCCAUUAAUCCUGUUAUCUAUGCCCUGUUUUACUCCUGGUUCCAGAAGUGCACAAAAAUGAUUUUAUCCUGCAAAAUAUUGCACACAGAUUGUUCUUUUGUAAAUGUAGUAUGA